AUGACCCUCCCAAGGCGAGGAUACUCCACGCACCCGCCCAAUGCGAAGCUGAACCUCCCCGUCGACUACAGCACCACGCCCCUCUUGGCACACAGCUCCCAGGCCGCUCUGCACAACCCGGAACUACCCCUCGACGUUCGCGACGGCGCCACGAAGCGUAUGAACCUCUUCCAGGCCAUCAACGACGCCCUGUCCCUGGCCCUCGCCGAGGACGAGUCGGUUCUUCUUUUUGGCGAGGAUGUCGCUUUUGGUGGUGUCUUUCGGUGUUCCAUGAAGCUGGCCGAGAUGUACGGCGGCGACCGCGUCUUCAACACGCCUCUCUCAGAGCAGGGCAUCAUGGGUUUCGCCAUCGGUGCCGCCGCUGAAGGCAUGCGGCCCGUGGCCGAGAUCCAGUUCGCCGACUACGUAUUCCCCGCCUUCGACCAGAUGGUCAACGAGGCUGCCAAGUUCAGAUAUCGGGACGGGACCUGUGGGCGCCACGUCGGCGGGCUGACGGUGCGUAUGCCGUGCGGUGCCGUCGGCCACGGCGCUCUGUAUCACUCGCAGAGCCCCGAAGCGCUGUUCACACACGUGCCGGGCUGGAGGGUAGUGAUGCCGCGCAGCCCGCUCCAGGCCAAGGGUCUGUUGUUAGCGGCCAUUCGGAGCAACGAUCCGGUCGUGUUCAUGGAGCCCAAGGUCCUGUACCGCGCGGCGGUGGAGCAGGUUCCCGUCGCGCCGUACGAACUGCCUCUCUCCAAGGCGGAGGUGCUGAAGGAGGGCAAGGACCUGACCAUCGUGUCGUACGGCCAGCCGCUGUACCUAUGCCUCAACGCCAUCAGGCAGGCCGAGCAGGACUUGGGAAUCAGCGCCGAGCUGAUCGACCUGCGGACUAUCUACCCGUGGGACAGGAAGACGGUGCUCAGGAGCGUGCAGAAGACUGGCAGGUGUAUAGUCGUGCACGAGUCCAUGGUCAACGCUGGCGUAGGCGCUGAGGUCGCCGCGGCCAUCCAGGAGGAUGCAUCGACGUUUGUCCGCCUGGAGGCCCCCGUGCUGAGGCUGGCGGGCUGGAGUAUACCGACGCCGCUGGUGUUUGAGAAGUUUAACAUACCCGAUGUCGCGAGGAUAUACGAUGGUAUCAAGAAGAUUUUGAAUUACUAG
Messenger RNA from Cryphonectria parasitica EP155, 1137 nucleotides. Its product is annotated as thiamine diphosphate-binding protein. Gene Ontology annotation, biological process: branched-chain amino acid catabolic process; response to nutrient. Gene Ontology annotation, molecular function: catalytic activity. Lineage: Eukaryota; Fungi; Ascomycota; Sordariomycetes; Diaporthales; Cryphonectriaceae. The record is from RefSeq and is a predicted model, not a curated record. The transcript is spliced from 2 exons. Bases 1 to 1137 code for a protein of 378 amino acids.